CUCCAACUUCCAAUCAAAACAGCACUUAUGAGCGCUAACCAAUCACAGCAGAGAAGGCGGGAUAUUCCCCAAAACAGGUAGGAAAACGAGGCGUUUUCUGAUGUUGGAUAUAAACCGGACUGCUGACAGACACUUCAACGCAAAACUCCGAACAAGGCAGUAACCGAGGCAGGGCCGAGGGAGGAGCGUCCCUGGCUAUCAUGGAUGACCGCUCGUCCCUGCGCAAAGUGAGCGGCUCCACCGAAUCCGUGUCUACGGUCACCAGCGAGGAAUUCGUUCUGGUGCAGAACGGGGCAGAGGGCUCACCGUCCAGCUCUGAGGGACGUCCCAGACUCAAGAUGUCUUGGAAUGGAAGCGAGCAGCUGGAGAAGGCAAUGGAGGAGGUUCUGGAGGAUGAACUGAGGACACAGGAGAGGAGAACAGGGACACCAGUGGAACCUGGAGAGAACACGCAGGACACAGAAGCUUCUGUAGCUGGUAGUCUGGUGCAAGAGGAGGAAAGUGUGCAGUUCAGUAAGCUCUCCUACCUUGGCUGUACAUGGGUGAAGGCUCCACGCAAUGAGGCUGAAGCCCAGAAGGCGAUGUCCACCCUGAGGGCUGAGAGCCCUAGCCCCAUCCCAAUCACCUUGCAUGUACCUAACAGUCCUGAUGGCUGUGUGAGGAUUGUUGACCAGGCCACUGGCACUGAGAUUGCCUCCUUCCCUAUCUAUAAAGUGCUGUUCUGUGCCCGGGGAAAAGAUGGCUCCUUAGAGAGUGACUGCUUCUGCUUCACUGAGAGCUACCGCAGCUCUGAGGACUUUCAGAUUCACGUCUUCUCUUGCCAUAUCAAAGAAGCUGUGAGCCGGAUUCUCUACAGCUUCUCCACAGCCUUUAAGCGUUCAUCUAGAGCUGCCACAGAGAUUCGUGAGUUGGCAUUACCUCAAUCCCCUGACAGUGACAUCUUCACCUUCACUGUGUCCCUGGAGGUGCGAGAGGAUGACGGCAAAGGCAACUUCAGUCCUGUUCCUAAAGACCGAGACAAGUUCUACUUCAAGCUGCGGCAGGGCGUGCAGAAGAAGGUGGUGGUUACAGUUCAGCAGAUUUCCAACAAAGAACUGGGAAUAGAGCGAUGUUUCGGCAUGUUGCUGAGUCCUGGGCAGAAGGUUCGGAACAACGACAUGCAUUUAUUAGACAUGGAGGUGAUGGGGAAGAGUGCGGAUGGAAAGGCUUAUGUGAUCACUGGCAUAUGGAACCCUAACACCUCUGCAUUUCAAGCCCUUAAUGAGGAUACACCCAAAGAUAAGCAGGUGUAUAUGACAGUGGCUGUGGACCUGGUGGUGACAGAGGUGGUGGAGCCUGUUCGAUUCCUGAUGGAGGCCUUGGUCCGAGUUUACCCAUCCAAUGAGAGGUUCUGGUACUUCAGCCGCAAAGCUUUCUCUGAGACCUUCUACAUGCAGCUCAAACCGGUCUUGGACAGUCAAGGAGAUGCCAUAUAUGAAGUAGUGAGUCUUCAGAGGGAAUCAGACCGAGUGGGAGCAUCACGAGGCCGCUUGCAGUCCCCUACUGAGGAAGAGGAGCCAGAGGAAGACAGUGAUAGUGAGAUCUCCAGUGGCACUGGUGAUGUGUCUAAAGACUGUCCUGAGAAAAUUCUGGAGUCCUGGGGUAGCAUCCUCAACAGAUGGCAUGGGAACCUGUCUUCUCGUCCUAAAGGGCUGUCUGCACUGGUGAGACCCGGCGUCCCCGAAGCCCUGCGAGCUGAAGUUUGGCAGCUCCUUUGUGGCUGCCAGGAUGAACAGGCCCUGCUGGAACGCUACCGCAUCCUCAUCACCAAGGACUCGCCACAGGAAGGUGUCAUUACCAGAGACAUUCAUCGCACCUUCCCUGCUCACGACUACUUUAAGGACUCGGAUGGUGACGGUCAAGAUUCUCUCUACAAGAUCUGCAAGGCUUACUCUGUGUAUGAUGAGGAGAUUGGAUAUUGCCAAGGCCAGUCCUUCCUGGCUGCAGUGCUGCUGUUGCAUAUGCCAGAGGAGCAGGCGUUCUGUGUGCUGGUGAAGAUCAUGUAUGACUACAAACUCAGGGAUCUCUACAGGAACAACUUUGAGGAUCUACACUGCAAGUUCUACCAGUUGGAGCGCCUGAUACAGGAGCAGCUCCCAGAUUUGUGGACUCAUUUCCAGGAUCUGAACCUGGAGGCUCAUAUGUAUGCCUCCCAGUGGUUUCUGACCCUCUUCACUGCCAAGUUCCCCCUCUGCAUGGUCUUCCACAUCACCGACCUGCUGCUGUGUGAGGGCCUGAACAUCAUCUUCAAUGUUGCACUGGCUCUGUUAAAGACCUCUAAGGAAGACCUGCUUCAGGCUGACUUUGAGGGUGCUCUUAAGUUUUUUCGGGUGCAGCUCCCCAAACGCUACAGAGCAGCUGAAAAUGCUCGAAGACUCAUGGAGCAAGCCUGUAACAUCAAGGUGCCAACUAAGAAGCUGAAGAAGUUCGAAAAAGAGUACCAAGCUUUCAGAGAGAGCCAGCUGCAGCAGGAGGACCCUAUAGACAGAUACCAGAGGGAGAAUCGGCGCCUGCAGGAAGCAAGUAUGCGUUUGGAGCAGGAGAACGAUGACCUUGCCCAUGAGCUGGUCACUAGCAAGAUUGCUCUGAGGAAUGAUUUAGACCAGGCGGAGGACAAGGCUGACGUUUUGAACAAAGAGCUGCUGAGCACAAAGCAACGGCUGGUGGAGACUGAGGAGGAGAAGAGGAGACAGGAGGAAGAGACGGCUCAGCUGAAGGAGGUGUUCAGACGAGAGUUGGAGAAAGCAGAGUCGGAGAUUAAGAAGACCACAGCCAUCAUUGCGGAGUAUAAACAGAUUUGCUCUCAGCUGAGCACCAGGCUGGAGAAACAGCAGGCCUCCACCAAGGAGGAGCUGGAUAUUGUGAAGAGUAAAGUGAUGGCGUGUGAGCGAUGUCGGGAGGUGUUCAGUAAAGAUGGACCCCUGCACAUCCCCGCAGUGACACAGGACAACCGUGACUCUGACCUGGAUGAGGAGAAGGAUUCCCUGAAGGCUCAGCUGCGGGAGCUGGAGUUGGAACUGGCUCAGACCAAACUGCAGCUGGUGGAGGCCAAGUGCAGGAUCCAGGAGCUGGAACAUCAGAAGGGAGUGCUGAUGACUGAAGUCCAAGCUGCCAAAAACUCCUGGUUCAGUAAAACACUGGGAUCCCUGAAGACUUCAGCAAGCAGUCAGGCACCUUCCUCACCCAAAGAGGGGCAAUAGGGACUCGUACAGGCCUCACCCGGUGAGACAGGAGCGGUUCAUCUGCCUGGCACAUGCAUGGGAAGGAAGAGGCUGUUCAAACACUACUAAACACCAUGUGAUAAUGCAGUAUUCCCUCUCACACAGGGGAGUCGGAUGGAUAGGAAGGUUGAACCACCUGCUGAUCUGUAGAUCGGAGCAUUAGUAGUUUAGUUUAUGGAGGUCUGUGGCAAAGCAGACUUCAUUUUAUGAUGGAGCAACCAUUUUCAUUACAGAUAUCGAGUAUUUGAAAAAGAAAAAAAAUAAAGCCACUGAAGCGGCUUUUCCUUUCUUUAGUAAAGUCAGGUUGGCUAAUAUGUUAUUACUCCAUUAAACAGAGACGUCUGUUUAGUAUUGUUAAGCACAAAUCACCUGAAUUACAUUUCCGAAAGCAGUCCAAAAACACAAAAAAAUUAUAUUCACACAAUGGUAAAUCCACAAGUUUUCUAAAUCUUAAGAUUGAAGCAGAGUGUAAAGGUUUGUGGCUUUUUGUUGUUUUGUUGUUGUUUUUGGUCUUUUUACUAUGAAGUCAGGUGUGUGUUGAAUUCUGGUUUCAGUGACCGCGCCAUUGCACAUUUCUUAGAAGGAGGUCAUAUUUAUCCAGAGUUCUCAGUCCUUUGGAAGACAGCAGUGAGGAUUAUAGGAGCAGUGUGUCCAGCAGUGCAGCAGUUCCCCCUAGUGGCGGUGUGUAGUACUGCACAGCACUCAAUUUAUUCACCUUUGUUGACUGUUAUACUUUUCCUGACAGAAUUCCUUAUAUAACAUUACUAAUAAGAUUUUAUCUUAAGAGUUUAUCUACACGUUUGUAAUUGUAGCUCUUUUUUUAUUUGAGAGAGGGAAUACUGCAUUCAGACUAAAAAUAUCUGUUUUUCUAUAUAGUCAUAACUAAUGUAUUUGUUUUGUCAUGUGAAUAACUACAUGUUUAAUUGUUUUUUCUUUUUUUUAAUCUUGUACAGUUUUGAGAGGAGUGUUUUUGUUUGUUUUUGGUUUUUUUUACUUUACUAUUUUUGAAUUUAAAGAUCUGUAAAUAUUAAUGGCUUAAAGCACAGUGUUUUACACGACUGUAACUCGAACAUUCCUGCUGUACUGCUCGUGCUCACCCCCCCUGGCUGGAGCCAUAAUAACCCGAGCCUCUGAGAGCACACAGCGGCAUGGCUCAACCUCAGCACUGGGGUUUGUGAGCCGGAGACUCCUUCCUACAAAUUCAGUGGUUUGUACACAGUCAUUUAAUGUAAGGCUUAGGAAAACAGUGUGUGUCCCUAUAGCAGGAGCCACACGUCAUAAAUGUGCCAAGAAUUCUUCACAGACUUUCCCCACACAGGCGACUCUAUGUCCAAUUUUUUUGUCAGACUUAUUCUUAAGGAAAACGUGAUAUUGUAGCAGUCUUGCUGAGGACGGUUUAUUUGUUGUGUAUUCAAUAGUACAGUUCAACUAGAACAAGCGUUAGUGUCCGUCUCUCUGUUCCAAGAUUCACUCCUCAGCUUCCUCAAAGGUCGACGUUUAUGAAUUAUCUUAAACCGCAUGGAUCUUAACGCGCUAACAAGAUGUCAUGUCUUUAUUGUGGAUACACUUUCAUUGUUCCUUUGUCAUUCUGUGGUCAAAAUCUGUAUACUUAUCUCUUUUUUUUGUUCUGCAGUUGCAUCCUGCCAGUAGAUUAAGAUUAACCAAUAGCACAUGCAAUCUCUACUCUUUGCAUAGCAGGUUGAUUUAAUAGGAUUUUUUUUUUUUUAAGAUUUGUCAGUGUGAGUCAGGGGCCAUUGCUGGGUUAUUAUGGGAAUUACAGGUACACCACCCUGUCCCAGUACAACUUUGUGACAAAUAAACCCCGAUUCCUGUUCCAUUAAAGUCUAAACUUUAUUUUUGCCAUUUUUUGUUUGCAUUUUCCCUUAGGUGCAAGUUUCUUAAGGAAUGAUUUUCAACCCAUAACUAAAUAAAGCAGGAAAACUCUUCGUCUUCAACCAAUUAGAGUUCUAAUAAUGUAGUAAAAUCUCAGAACUGUUAAGCCACAUUUUAGUUUUUUUAUUUGGAUCGGACCAGUUUGUCACCGGUUCACCAAUGAUCCUUCCCUUGGACCACCCCACAAGAGCUGCAGUUUUGGAGAUGCUCUGAUCCAGUCUUCUAGCCAUCACAAUUUGGCCCUUGUCAAACUCGCUCAAAUCCUUACACUUGCCCGUUGUUCCUGCUUCUAACACAUCAACGUUGAGGACAAAAUGUUCACUUGCUAUAUCCCACCCACUAACAGGUGCCAUGAUAACACUGAUAGAUAAACUCAUUUGUCAGUGGUCAUAAUAUUAUGCCUGAUCAGUAUGAGGAAAAUCUAUUGCUACAUUACACAAUGUGUCCUAGAAAAAAAAAACACCCAAAAAGCAGUCUCAACAUUUGAGAUUUAUUGUCAAACCUUUUACCAAAGGUCCUUUCUGAGUAGAACAAGGAUAAAAAGUGAGGGGAAAAAUAAAAUUUGGCUUCUAAAAACUUAAGCAAGCAAAAACUAAAACUGCACAAGUUUUGCACUAGGAAAAAUGUAAUUAACAAAAAACAUGGAACGUUGUGUAUAGAAGAGGAGAAAGACAGGGGCAGGAUCGCUGGGGGAUUAUGCAUUUCUGUCGAUCCUCACAUCAAUCUCUCUGCCGUUCAGUCGAUAGCCGUUCAUGGUGCGGCAGGCGCGCUCUGCUGUUUCGGGACUGUCAAAGCGAACCACACCACAACCCUUGGACUUGCCGUUCUCCAUCUUGAUAUCAGCAUACUGCACCAUACC
This is a messenger RNA of Hemibagrus wyckioides, 6012 nucleotides long. RefSeq names its product RAB GTPase activating protein 1-like (gene rabgap1l). Lineage: Eukaryota; Metazoa; Chordata; Actinopteri; Siluriformes; Bagridae. The transcript has 26 exons. Bases 201 to 3239 code for a protein of 1012 amino acids. The record is from RefSeq and is a predicted model, not a curated record.